Molecule: messenger RNA, 1070 nt
Organism: Dromaius novaehollandiae (emu)
Lineage: Eukaryota; Metazoa; Chordata; Aves; Casuariiformes; Dromaiidae
Product: activated RNA polymerase II transcriptional coactivator p15-like
Exons: 5
Coding region: 68-460 (130 amino acids)
Biological process (GO): positive regulation of transcription initiation by RNA polymerase II
Cellular component (GO): transcription regulator complex; nucleus
Molecular function (GO): DNA binding; transcription coactivator activity
Source: RefSeq, a predicted model, not a curated record
GGCGGGAGGCGGCGGGGCGGGGCCUGGCGGCGGGAGAAGGGCGCGCGAGCGGCGGAGCGGGUGCUGCAUGCGUCGCGCCCCCCCCAGGAUGCCGAAGGCCAAGGAGCUGGCGGGGAGCAGCAGCUCGGAGAGUGGCCCCGAGGAGGAGGGCCAGAAAAGAAAGAAAGAAAUGCCUUUGAAGCCCAAGAAAAGGCCGAAAGCAGAGGCCAGACCUUCAAGGGUGGCAGCAAAGCCUCAGGGACACGACAGUAAAGAGGAGGACAUGUUCCAGAUUGGGAAGAUGCGCUACGUCAGGGUGUCCUGCUUCAAGGGGAAGGUCCUCGUGGACAUCAGGGAGUUCUACGUGGAUAAGGAGGGAGAUACCAAGCCAGGGAGGAAAGGGAUUUCCCUGUCUGCAGAACAGUGGAACCAGCUGAAGGAGAUCAUUCCUGAGAUCGAUGCUGCAGUCAAGAAAUUCUAAGAUGAAGGAUCUCAGCUACCUUGUACCUGUUUCCUUUCCCUUGAGUGAACUGUGAAGCAUAAAGCCAAAGAUUCUCAUCUGCAGCCUUCUCCUCACCUCAUUGGGGUUUUCCCAUUGAGGUGGUAGUUGUGCUGAAAAGGCCAGAGACUGCUUUAUUUUCAAGUAACAGCUUGUAAUGAGCAAACGGAACUAGAACCAGUGGUGUAAAGUGAGACUUCAACACCUCUGGCCUCUUUCUACACUUGAGGUCUGCUCUAGUGAGGGCACUAAGCAGCCCAGGGCAUGGGAAAACCUGACUCCAACCUUCCAGGCAUGGAUGACUCUCAGUCUACACUGUGGCAUACUCUAGCUGCUCUGUGUCUGCUGCUGUCUUCCACUUGGUUGACUGUUGACUAAGAUGUUUGGUAUAUCUCAUGCUGGCAUCCGCUGCCUCUGUUCCCUCCACAUGCCACUCUGGCUAUUUCAAGUACUUUUUUUGUGUGAUGCUUUCCCCCCCCCCCCCCCCCCCAAAGGGGAUUUAGCAACUGGUUUGUAGAGGGUGAAUAUGCACAAUAAAUGAGUUUGCAUUACAAAAAGGAGAUGCAUAGUGUCUCAGAAGCUGGCAACUCGA